Pleurotus ostreatus (oyster mushroom) is the source of this 957-nucleotide messenger RNA. RefSeq lists its product as uncharacterized. The transcript has a single exon. The record is from RefSeq and is a predicted model, not a curated record. Bases 1 to 957 code for a protein of 318 amino acids. Gene Ontology annotation, cellular component: peroxisome. Gene Ontology annotation, biological process: urate catabolic process; purine nucleobase catabolic process. Gene Ontology annotation, molecular function: urate oxidase activity. Lineage: Eukaryota; Fungi; Basidiomycota; Agaricomycetes; Agaricales; Pleurotaceae.
AUGUCCGAAAUAUCGACCCUCACUGCUGCACGCUACGGAAAGGAUAAAGUUAGGGUGCUCCGCGUCGUGAGGGAUGGGAGCUGGCACAAUAUCGUCGAGUACUACGUGACGACGCUCCUGGAAGGCGACAUAGACGUUAGCUACACGGCAGCAGACAACUCCGUGAUCGUUGCCACCGACUCCAUCAAGAACAUAACAUACUAUCUGGCAAAGGUUUCCCCCCAUGUCCUCAACCCAGAACGAUUCGCACUUCACAUCGGCACUCAUAUUCUCUCUAAAUACUCACAUAUCCACAAGGCCUUCGUAACGGUGCAGCAAGUUAGGUGGACCAGGAUUCCAGUGGAUGGAACUGACGCGGGGCAUGCUCAUUCGUUCUUCCGCGAUGGGGACGAUAAGCGGUUCGUAAAGGUGGAGGUGGACGCAACCAAGGGGAAGGACAAACUUACCGCCACCGUUACCUCCGGUAUCACCGAUCUCCUCAUUCUCAAGUCCUCGGGCUCGUCGUUCACCAACUUCAUCCGAGACGGCUACACCACUCUCCAGGAGGUCGAUGAUCGCAUCUUCUCGACCUCUGUCGACCUCUCUUACACCUUCUCGACCAUCAGCAUACCCUCCCCAAGCGACGAAGCCAAACUUGAGUUCGUCAUCCCUCAGGGCUCUGGAGGGGACGUAUGGGAUGAAGGAGUGUCCAGUAGGGCGAGGAAGAUCACGUUGGACGUGUUCGCAGCGGACUCAAGCGCCAGUGUGCAAGCAACCCUUUACAAGAUGGCGCAGCAGAUUGUUACCGAGCACGCCGGAAUCGACUCAGUAUCAUACUCCCUUCCGAACAAGCACUAUAUUGCGGUAGACAUGAAGUAUAUCGGCCUCGAUAACACGACCCCGUCCCAAGCGGAGGUGUUCAUGCCUAUCGAAACUCCAAGCGGUCUGAUUUCCGCCACAGUUAGCCGCAAGAAGUAG